GCCAUCUCAUUUCAGCUCACCAUUAAUAUGGAUUGGACCAGAGGACAGGCCAUCGGCCAUGGCUCAUCCGCCACCGUCUCCCUAGCCACCUCUCACCUUUACGGGAGCGUUUUCGCCGUGAAGUCGGCGGAGCUAUCCCAAUCUGAGUUCUUGCAAAGAGAGCAACAAAUUCUCUCCUCUUUGAGCGGUCCUCAUAUGGUCAACUACAAGGGUUGUGAUGUUACCAUGGAGAACAACAUGCUCAUGUACAACCUAUUCAUGGAGUAUGUCCCCGGAGGCACGCUUACCGAUGUAAUUCGCACCUGUGGAGGCCGGCUUGAAGAAUCGGUGAUCGGAUGUUACACGCAACAGAUUGUACAGGGGCUGGAAUACUUGCAUUCGCUGGGCUUUGUGCAUUGUGACAUCAAAGGCAGGAACAUUUUGAUUAGUGAAGAAAAUGGUGCCAAAAUUGCUGACUUUGGAUGUGCUAAGUGGGUUGAUGAUAAAGUUGGGAAGGACAGGGAAAUGCCGAAGAUUGGCGGCACGCCUAUGUUUAUGGCCCCGGAGGUGGUGCGUGGAGAGGAGCAGGGGUUCCCUUGUGACAUUUGGGCACUUGGGUGCACAGUUAUUGAAAUGGCUACAGGCGGUGCACCGUGGCCUAAUGUGUCUGACCCAGUAUCGGCCUUGUUCCAGAUUGCAUAUUCCGGUGAAUUGCCUGAGUUUCCAGGUUUUCUAUCCGAGCAAGCAAAGGAUUUCUUGGAUAAGUGCCUGAGGAGAAGUCCAAAGGAGCGGUGGACAGCUAGUCAACUUCUUAAGCAUCCAUUUCUUGUGGAAUUCAAUUCCAGUGCAAAGAUAAUUCAAGAAUCCAGUUAUUCAAAUUCUCCUACAACGAUUCUUGAUCAAGGCUUUUGGAACUCGCUGGAAGACUCAGAAUUAAAUCUAGGCAGUCUUAUUGAGGAAAACCCGGGUGCUGAUAGGAUCAGACGGUUGUCGUUGCUUUCAGAGGUACCUGAUUGGACAUGGGAUGAAAAAUGGAUCACAAUAAGGGGGAAUAAUGGUGAGGAAAUCAAUAUGAUUAUGGAUGUUGCUGAAGCUGAAGCUGAUGGUAUAAUGUGUUGCAGUGGGUCAGCAACAGCUUCCAUUAGUAAAGCAAUGGUAGAACUGAAAAGCACAGUUGGUAGUGAGGGGUUGAUUAGUUUUUCAGAUAGUAAUGUAUAUAGCAGUAGUGGGAAUUUAAUUAGUUUCUUUCAAUGUGGGAAAAUUAGUGUAGCUUUGAGCCAUUUCAGUUUUGAGAGGGACAAAGAUAAGUUGUUUCUUCCGGCUUCAAUUCCAAGUUUUUAAGUUCAUAAAAUCCAUCUCUCUCUCUCUCUCACACGCAGAGUUUUAGAUCUUUGAACAGGAAGUUCCAACUUCCAAGUGUAAACACUAACAAAAAUUGUA
Juglans regia (Persian walnut) is the source of this 1419-nucleotide messenger RNA. Its product is annotated as mitogen-activated protein kinase kinase kinase 18-like. NCBI's taxonomy places the organism in Eukaryota, Viridiplantae, Streptophyta, Magnoliopsida, Fagales, Juglandaceae. The record is from RefSeq and is a predicted model, not a curated record. The coding region runs from base 28 to 1320 and encodes 430 amino acids. Gene Ontology annotation, biological process: protein phosphorylation. Gene Ontology annotation, molecular function: ATP binding; protein kinase activity. The transcript has a single exon.